CUAUGAAGUCCUAUAUCCCGUAUGUCGGUUUUUGAAAAAAGUGUGGGAAAUGGGCUUCAGCAUUGUGAGACGUUUGAAGUUUUUCUUUCAUAUGGUGGCUUUUGAACUUGACCUCGAUCGGAAGAAACUGAAACACAUGGCCGGCAAGAAUUUGAAGUGAGGCGAAAUAUGAGUUCUGUUUUUCCGUACGAAGGCAUAGAUUUACCAUGAAGAACCUAUGUUGUGUGGAAGGAUGUGAAAACCACACAUCAUCCCACAAAACUGAGCAAACACAGACUGCACUGCACAGGAUACCAGCUUCUGGUAGCAGGAGAGAGGCUUGGCUCAACGCUCUAGGCAUCUCGGGGCCUGACAGAAACCGGACACUGUAUGUGUGCAGCCGACACUUUCAAGAGGACGACUAUCGCCCUUCGGGUUUUCUCAAGAAGGCUGCUGUCCCCUAUAAGGUGUCGAUCGUCAUCGAGGUGGACCCUGCAGCGGACCUGUCGCCGCCAGCGGCCAGCGACCCUGCAGCGGACCUGUCGCCGCCAGCGGCGACCCUGCAGCGGACCUGUCGCCGCCAGCAGCGACCCUGCAGCGGACCUGUCGCCGCCAGCGGCCAGCGACCAUGCAGCGGACCUGUCGCCGCCAGGAGCGACCCUGCAGCGGACCUGUCGCCGCCAGCGGCCAGCGACCUUGCAGCGGACCUGUCGCCGCCAGCGGCCAGCGACCCUGCAGCGGACCUGUCGCCGCCAGCGGCCAGCGACCAUGCAGCGGACCUGUCGCCGCCAGCGGCCAGCGACCAUGCAGCGGACCUGUCGCCGCCAGCGGCCAGCGACCCUGCAGCGGACCUGUCGCCGCCAGCGGCCAGCGAGCCUGCAGCGGACCUGUCGCCGCCAGCGGCCAGCGACCAUGCAGCGGACCUGUCGCCGCCAGCGGCCAGCGACCAUGCAGCGGACCUGUCGCCGCCAGCGGCCAGCGACCAUGCAGCGGACCUGUCGCCGCCAGCGGCCAGCGAGCCUGCAGCGGACCUGUCGCCGCCAGCGGCCAGCGACCCUGCAGCGGACCUGUCGCCGCCAGCGGCCAGCGACCCUGCAGCGGACUUGGGCCCAACCCAGCGUAUACGCCAGCAUCGGAAUGGCAAACGGCGUUUAAGUUUAACCUUGUCUGCAUCAGCAAAGAAGCGGAGGCGCCUCUCACAGAGCGCCGAUGUACGUCGUCGCCGCUUCGUGGUGCCCCGGUCCACUUGGGAGAGGCUGGAGGCGUUCGCUCGUGAGCAUGGAGUGGCGCCAAAGCAAGCCAUCCUAGUGCUCCUUGACAUGGUUUCUUCAGCGCCGGGACCUGCUGCUUCACAUCGUCUGGAGCCGGCACCGUCACGUGAUGUUACACCAGCAGCAUGGACUCCAAGUUCCGUCAAGACGACGGCGUCGCGGGGGCCCGAAGAUCCGUGGACACCUUCUCGCUUCCCAGACAGCGAUGACUCGGACGACUCGGAUGAUGAGCCAGACACACCGGCUUGGCCUGGAGAGGGUGACGGAGAUGAAGACGUCCAAGAAGAGGACUGUCCGUCGUGGGGAGAGCCCAGCGCCCUAGUGGUCACCGGUCAGCUCGAGGAGCUCCUCGACGGCCUCACCGUCCUGUGUGACGUGUGUGAUCACAGGGCGCUGCACUCUGUAAAGAGAUGUUCUCUGUCGUAUUGCGUCUCCUGGACCUGUUCGUCGUGUACAGCUCCAGGCCGUCUGGUGCGACGCUGGUGGUCGUCGCCACGCGACGGCCAGGUAUCUGACCUGGACGUGGUCUUCGCGGGGUCAAUCGUCAUGUCCGGCAACACGUUUGAGAAAAUCAGGCGGCUCUUCACCUUCACCAACAUCGGGAUGAUGAGUAUGUCGAGCUACUACCGCCUCUCGCAUCAUGUGACCGGCCCUGCCAUCGACGCGGCCUUCGGUCGUAUGUGCCGUGACGCUCUACAAGAGAGGAUCGCCGAGUCCCCGGGGGGUCUUCUGCUUGCUGGCGACUGCCAGAAUGAUUCCCCGGGGCACUCGGCCGCAUAUGGGACAUAUACCAUGAUCGAUCUGAAGACGGAGAAGAUUGUCGCACAGGCCACCGUCAGCCGGCAGCAGACGGAUUUCUCCAGCCCCAAACUGGAGAAGGAGGGGGCACGCCUGUGCCUCAUGCAACUGCACAUGGCUGGCUGCCUGGUCAAGUGUGAGGCCAUCGGCUGUACCAUCGAUCACGACGACCAAGACGAAGAGGCUCCCAAGUGGUCGGUGGCGGAGUACGUCUCCGACCAGCAUAUGGGCGUCAAAAAGCUUAUAUGUGACGCUCUCCCGGGGGUCGUCUACAGCUUUGACCUGUGGCACGCCACCAAGUUGUUCGGAAAAGAGCUCGAUAAGGCGUCGGACACUGCAAAAACGAAGGCGCUGAAGCUAUGGGUGCGUCACCUAAAAAACCACCUGUGGUGGAGUGCCGAGACCUGCGCUGGGGAGACCGCUGUCAUGCAGAAAAGCGUGGAAAUGUCCGCCCACCAUGUGUGCGGCGUGCACGCAACGCUGCUCAACCGCUGCCACCACGACAGCGAGGAGCCGGCCGAGCACCCACCGUACCUGGAGUACGGCAGCGCCGCCCACACGGCGAUGACGAAGGUGUUGCUGGGCGACAAGCUCAGAAAGAAGCUGCCGCACCUCGCUCGGUACAGGCACACGGGACUCGUUGAAAGUUUCCACGGCCUCACGCUGGUCUACACGCCGAAGCAGCUGUUCUUCUGGCCGCCGAUGUUCACAACGCGGAAGAGGAUGGCUGUUAUCGACUACAACUCAAACCACGGCCAGCGCCAGGACCUGACUGACCGCGAGGGACGGACGAGGCUGGAGAUGGUGUACAGCCGCGCCAGAGGGCAAAUGAAGCCCAGGCGUGUGGUAGCGGCCAAGUCGCACCCAUACGUCGCCGGACUGCUCAGCGACAUGCUGGAGCGGCGGCGCGCCGGGCCGGUGCUGGGACAGCGGCCGCUGGCCGAGGACGACCCACGCCGGCUCAGCCGCUUCGUCCACCGGGGGGCGGCGCAGCCUACACCCGAGGAGGCGGAGGACAUGCGCCACGAGUGGCAGCGGCACCAGCAGCGGCGCACCAUCUAACUGCCUUACAGGACGACCUCCCGGAAGCCGACAUAGUGGCCGGACGGGCUGGGGAAGGCGUCCCGGAUGGCCCACAGCACACACGCUGGCAGGCGCUGGCGGUUGCCUCGGCCAAGUGAUCCCCACCUGAGAACAUGACAAAGAACUGAGUGCAGUUUUUUUAGGAUGAGCGCGGACGGUGCUAGCACAGUAUACCUCUGUUUCCUUCAUAUUGCCAAAUGUAAAAGUGCAUUUCGAAGUUAGCGUGAACAGCCACCUGAUCCAUAAUAUGUAUCCAAUUACUUGGUACUGAUGUACAUAGAUAGGCUACAUGGUGAUCAAGAAUGAACGCGAUUAAAGCCGACAUAUUUAUCGACAAAUUGUGAAAACAUACCACCACAGAAUGAAAUUUCUGUACGCCUGCCAGCGCAUGGCUCGGUUGUGCUGCUCGGCAUGGGCCAGGUCAGUAGGUCCGGUAGCGGCGCGCUCGCCGUGGUAGAGCAUCCCCAUAGUUACGAAUGCUGCCGUUUGUGUGAAGGCGACACAUUCCUGAGGGCAGCAUUGUCAAGUGUUGUUCAUUGUGAUGUUUCACGAGCUUCCUCUGUAUUGUUGAAUAUCCAUGCUCAACGUCACUCAUGAUAAAAGAGGUCAUUCAUUACCACGAGAA
Amphibalanus amphitrite is the source of this 3756-nucleotide messenger RNA. RefSeq lists its product as uncharacterized. The transcript has 17 exons. The coding region runs from base 207 to 3110 and encodes 967 amino acids. The record is from RefSeq and is a predicted model, not a curated record. NCBI's taxonomy places the organism in Eukaryota, Metazoa, Arthropoda, Thecostraca, Balanomorpha, Balanidae.